AUAGCUGUCAUUGACGUUAAUAAAAGCGAAAUAUUACGAUUUAAACUUUGAUAUUUAGAUAUGAAAAAUAUUUUUAAGUGUUUUAAUUUGAUUUUUAAUAAAAAUGUAAUUUAAUCGUUGUAGUUCAGGCGUUGAAGUUCAGAGGGCGCAUGACAUCUAAUUUUAGUCGAGAGAAGACAAUUUUAGUUACCAAAUACCUAUACAGAUUACAGAAUACAGAAUAUUAGUUGAAAUUUAUAUCUUACAUUACAUUUCCAUUAUGCUCAAUGCUGAUAGUGUUAAGUGUAUAGUUAGUAUAUUAUACUCUUACACUUCCAGUAGAUCUUUUAAAUUUAAAUUAUUUAUGGUCUUGAAAUGUUUUUUAUAAAAAAAUAAGAAAAACGGUUAUAAACACGGGACAAUGUAUAAUUAAUUAAAUAUCAAAUACACAUAUUUUUAUAAGCCGAAAUUAAAAUUCCAAAGGUAAAGUUAUCUUAAAAUGUCGAGCAACUCCCUCUUAUUUUCUAUAAAUAAUGAAGGAAAGGUAUAUGCUCUUCCUACUAAUGGAUCCUGUUGGAGAGAAUUCAUGUAUUUAGGCUUGGAGUUCAAAACGCUAUCAGCUGUGCCCCAUUUUUUAUGGGCUGUAGGAGGCGAUCGGCAAAUAUAUUUACAUGUACAUGGUUUAGAGAUUCCAAUAAGAGUCAAAGAAGAGUCAUAUGAAAAUGAACGUUGGCUGCCCUUGGAGGGAUUCAGCGGCCGGCUGUUGCCUACAGAUCGCUAUCACUUUUCGUCUCAAGAUGGUACAAAAGACAGAUCUAUUGACUGUAUUCGAUUACCAUCAAUGGCUUGGCAAUGGGAAGGAGAUUGGCAGUUGGAAUUAACCUUGGAUGGUCAGCCUUUAGAUCAUGAUGGAUGGAGUUAUGCCGUCGACUUUCCUGCUCAAUUUGGAUCGGUUAAGCAAUGGAAGUCUUGUGUUCGCAGGCGAAAAUGGAUAAGGUACAGAAAGUUUAGUGCUAUGAAUUCUUGGUGUGCUAUAGCACCAUUACACAAAGAUCCAACUCAGGAACCUUUUAUUGAUGUUAGCAUUGGUGGUAAUCAAAUACCCUAUGCCUCUCCUGGUACUCUCUCUGUUUGGGCCAUAACUGCUCAAGGUAGAGUUAUGUAUAGAGCAGGAGUAAGUACUACCUCACCAGAAGGAUUAAAAUGGAUAAAUGUCAGCAUUCCACCAAACUGUGAUAUAAAACAAAUUUCUGUAGGCCCAUCUGGCUUAGUUUGGGCUUUGUUAUGGUCUGGCAGAGCAAUAGUACGGAAAGGUAUUAGCAAAGAUUGUCCAACAGGUGAAGCUUGGUUAGAAGUGAAAUCACCUAAUGACACAAAGUUAACUGUUUUGUCUGUUGGACGAAAUGUUGUGUGGGCAGUAAGUGCAGACACUAGAGUAUGGUUUAGAAAAGGAAUAGAUGGAAAUGCUUCUGGAUGUUCAGAAAUGGCUGCUAUGGGUAAUGGAUGGUUAGAAAUAAAUGGAAAUAUGGUGCACAUUUCAGUAGGAAUAAAUGACCAAGUAUUUGCAAUUGGAGGAUCAAACAAAAGUGUUUAUUGGAGAAGUGGAAUUAAUGCUACAGAGCUGACAGGCAAGAGAUGGAGAAUGGUGCAAGCCAAUAUGCAAGUUAGUCGUACGUCAAGUGCUACUAGUAUAGUUUCUUCGGCAUCAAAUCAGAAACACCAAAGUUUAAGUUUACUUAAUGAAAAUACUCCAGAACUGAAGUCCAAUAUAAAUUUACGAAAUUCUUGGGAGGAAUCACACUCUGCCCCAAUAGAAAAUACCCUACCUCUUAAACCCUCAAAGGAAUUAAAGCAAAAAAACAGCAUGGAUGUAGAAAAUAUGGACAUGACUGGUAAAAGUUACGAAACUACCUUAAAAAAUCCUAGAGCUUGGAGCCCAGUUCGAAGUGUGGGCUCUGUUGUUGGAAUGGAGGCACAACCAGACAGUGACAGUAGCGUUUUUGAUCUUGAUUCUGGAAUGUUUUUUGAUGAAGAAGUGAGUCAAACUGCAUGGGGAACCUGUGAUGUGGCUUGGAGUUUUGUUGCAGCUGGUGCAUGCUCCCUUGAUUCAGUACAACCACCUCAUUGGUUCAGUGAUUCUCAAAAUGUACAUAACACUGACAUAGUAGCUAAAUGGAGAUUGCAAAUAUUAGAAAAAUUAAAAGCUAGAAAUAACAGUUUAAGUGUAGAUGUUACCAAAUUUGGCAUAGCUAUUGAAGAAAAAGGUUGGACCCGAAGUUGUGAGUCAAGAAUAGUUAACAAUAAUAACACUAGUGAGGAUUGUAUAAUAUCUCUUUAUUGGCAUGCUUCUGAAAAUAUGGGAACACUGUCAGUUUUCCAACCUGAUGGUACUAUUAAAUUUAUAUUUAAUCUCAGUGAAGUAACUAGUAUUACAUCUUGUUCUGAACCAGGUAGUCCACGAAUUUCUCUAACAAUACCCACCCAAAGCAGUCAAAUAUUAAAAAUCCAAUUUAUCUCAGAAAUGGAACAAGAAGAAUGGCUCAAUGUAUUAGUAGAUAUUAUAUCUCAGAUUUAUGGACACUCAGGAAGACCAUCUGAAAGUUCAGUGUGGGUAGUUACAAAUUCAGGAGAUAUAUUAAACUGGGAUCCUGCUCCAGCACUUUUAACCGCUGAAAAAAGUGCUGGGAAUUUUACAAAAGAAUUUCAGCUGUUUGGUAAAGACAUACAAAAGGGAUACACAUGCAUGUUGUACAAUAAUUUUCCUCCUGGCAGUACUUUAAAAGUAGCAGGUUGUUUGUUUGACGACAUUAACAGAUUUCAUAUAAAUUUACAAGGUCCAGAAAUAGUAAAACAGAGACAUAAAAUUGAAUCGGAAGUAACCGAAAUUCCAUUUCAUUUUAACGUGCGCUUUGAAGAGGGUGCUGUUGUUUGCAACACAAAAAAAUCUGGUCACUGGGGACCAGAAGAACGGUAUCAACUUCCUUUAAUUCCUGGUCAAGAAUUUACCAUAAAGGUUUUAUGUGAUACAGCUGGAUUUACUGUCACUGUGAAUGAUAAACAUUUCUGUUUCUUUAAACAUAGAUUAAGCCCUGAAAACAUAACAUCUGUUAAUAUUUUUGGACCUUUGAAAUUGUACAAUAUGGAAUAUUGUUCCACGAGUAUCAUUAUUGGCCCUGACGAAAUGUUUUGGAAAAUGAUUGGUGGCUAUUUAAGAAAAGUAGAGUGUUGUGCAAAUAAUGUUGUUUGGGGAAUAUCUCAUGAUCAUAGAGCAUGGGUGUAUACAGGCGGUUGGGGUGGUGGACCCUUAAAAGGCCUUGGUAGUACAGAUGGAAUCCACAAUAUGACAGACACUCAAACAUAUUGUAUAUAUGAAAAUCAGAGGUGGAAUCCUUUAUCUGGUUACACUUCUACGGGCCUACCGACUGAUCGCUACAUGUGGAGUGACAUAACAGGCAAACAUAAACGUACCAGGGAGCACACGAAAUUAUUAAAUCGUCACUGGCAUUGGAUUUCAGAAUGGAUGAUAGACUACAAUACACCAGGUGGGGUUGAUAGUGAUGGGUGGCAAUAUGCAACAGAUUUUCCGGCGCCAUAUCACGGGAAGAAAAUCUUCACAGAUUGUGUAAGACGACGCCGUUGGUAUAGAAAGGCACAAAUUAAUACAGAAGGUCCUUGGAUUCGCGCCGGGUCAACUGCAUUACUGGAUAUAUCAGUGUGGGCAGGCAAUGAUAAGGACGUAUCGGUAUGGGCUGUUACUCUAGGCGGUGAAGUUAUUUAUAAAACCGGAGUCACUGCAGCUACACCUGUCGGGAAUCAUUGGGAACACAUCAAUAGCCCACAGGCUUUAGUAGCUAUAAGUGUUUGCAACAACAUUAUUUGGGUGGUGGGGAGGAAAGCAGAACUUUACUAUAGAGAUGGAAUCACAAAAGAAAACCCUGCAGGAACAAGUUGGAGGCUAAUAGAAGCACCUAAAGGCAGUAUUGGGAGUAGUUAUAAAUCGGCUGUUGGGGCUAAGAUGGUUUCAUUGUCUUCAACGUCUGCGUGGGUCCUCACCACGAAUGGAGGUUUGGCUGUAAGAACUGAUAUUUCUCCUUUGGAACCUUGUGGAAAGCAUUGGAAGUAUAUAACAGAUUGUGACGUCACAUACAAACAUGUAUCAUGCAAGGAUCAAGAGGUUUGGGCGGUGCGAUCCGACGGCUCUCUGCAUAGAAGACUUGGUCUCACCACAGAUAACGUAUUAGGUGUAGCCUGGCAACUUAUUUUAAAUGUUCCUUGUGUUUAUGUAUCCGUAAGAGGCUCGUAGUUUAUAUCGUUAUAAGUAUUUUUUUGCUCAUUAAUUAUAUUCCAAAGCGUUAAAUAUAAGUUUUAACUGCGGUUAUUUUCGCACAAGCAAUGAUAUUAAUGUAUUUUAUUGUUUAUAAUUUGAUCUCCUUUAUAUUUUAUGUAAGAAACAUUCCUAACAGGUUAGUGAUCUAUCACGAAUUCCAUGUUUACCGAUAUAUGAUCUUAAGACUAUAAAUAACAAUACUUACUGUAAAUAAUUUAUGGAUUUGAAUUCUCAUGGCAUAGCUGUUUUUCCAUUAUCUCAUGAGAUAAGAUAAUAUUUUGCACUUUAACAAAAUUAACAUAAAUUUGAAAAUCUCUUUCGUUUUCAAUUAUUGAAAUCAUCUUCUAAAUACUAUGAAUCAAUUAGCCUACAGCUUGUCUGCGUCUAGCACUGUUUCAAGGACAUGGCUUCACUUGAACAAUUGUUCGACGUAUGUCUCUAGGCAAGCAGCCUAUUUCUUCUUUCAUAUUCAAGCUCCGAAGUAUUAUCUAUGUGCUAUUUUUAUGGAAAAUUAUUUAGUACAUAUUUGAAAGAAUAACACACAA
Pieris rapae (cabbage white) is the source of this 4851-nucleotide messenger RNA. RefSeq names its product tectonin beta-propeller repeat-containing protein (gene Pex23). Bases 479 to 4282 code for a protein of 1267 amino acids. The transcript has 6 exons. Gene Ontology annotation, cellular component: membrane. Gene Ontology annotation, molecular function: carbohydrate binding. The record is from RefSeq and is a predicted model, not a curated record. NCBI's taxonomy places the organism in Eukaryota, Metazoa, Arthropoda, Insecta, Lepidoptera, Pieridae.